AUGGGCAAGAAGAGCUACCAGAACUAUGGCAAGACCUUCAGAAAGCCAAAGCGACCAUUCGAGAAGGAGCGAUUGGAUGGCGAAAUGAAGAUCAUCGGCGAGUACGGCCUCAAGAACAAGCGUGAGGUGUGGCGCGUCCAGUACGCGCUGGCCAAGAUCCGCACGGCAGCCCGAACGUUGCUGACCCAGGAGGAAAGGAGUGAGACACGUAUCUUCCAGGGAGAGGCAUUGCUGCGCCGCAUGGUUCGUCUGGGCCUUCUCUUGGAGUCCGAGAAGAAGCUCGACUUCGUGCUGGGCCUGACCACGGCCAAGAUCAUGGAGCGCAGGCUGCAGACCAAGGUCUUCAAGCUUGGCUUAGCCAAGUCCAUCCACCAUGCCCGCACACUGAUCCGCCAGCGCCACAUCCGUGUGGGCAAGCAGAUCUGUGACAUUCCUUCCUUCUUGGUGCGCCUGGACAGCGAGAAGCACAUCGACUUCGCCCUGACUUCGCCCUUCGGUGGAGGCCGUCCAGGCCGUGUGCGACGCAAGAUGAUGGCCUCCAAGGGCGGAGGCGGUGGUGGCGAUGAUGAGGAGGACUAA
This is a messenger RNA of Symbiodinium sp. CCMP2592, 579 nucleotides long. The record is from the annotation of a GenBank genome assembly. Lineage: Eukaryota; Dinophyceae; Suessiales; Symbiodiniaceae.